AUGGGUGCAAAUCCAGGCCAACAAUCUCUUUUGAGCAUUUGGCAGAAGAGCUCCUGGACUCCUGUGGCUGUAAAACCACAGAGGUUCACAGUUUCAGUGUUAGAGUCGUCAGCUACUGACACUCUUCCUCUGAUUUCUUCCAGGAAUUUCUAUUACAUCACAAUGUUGCGGGAUCCCGUGUCGCGUUACCUGAGCGAAUGGAAACACGUCCAGAGGGGGGCCACGUGGAAAACCUCUCUCCAUAUGUGUGAUGGAAGGAGCCCCACCCCCGACGAGCUGCCCACCUGCUACCCUGGGGACGACUGGUCUGGGGUCAGCCUGCGGGAGUUUAUGGACUGCAGCUACAACCUGGCCAACAACCGCCAGGUGCGCAUGCUGGCCGACCUCAGCCUGGUGGGCUGCUACAACUUGACUUCCAUGAACGAGAGCGAGAGGAACGCCAUCCUGUUGCAGAGCGCCAAGAGCAACCUGAAGAACAUGGCCUUCUUCGGGCUCACCGAGUUCCAGCGGAAGACUCAGUUUCUCUUUGAGAGGACAUUCAACCUCAAGUUCAUCUCCCCCUUCACGCAGUUCAACAUCACGCGGGCUUCCAACGUGGAGAUCAACGAGGGCGCCCGGCAGCGCAUUGAGGAGCUCAACUUCUUGGACAUGCAGCUCUACGAGUACGCGAGAGACCUCUUCCAGCAGCGCUACCACCACACCAAGCAGCUAGAGCACCAGCGGGACCGCCAAAAGCGGCGGGAGGAGCGGAGGCUGCAGCGCGAGCACCGGGCCCACCGGUGGCCAAAAGAGGACGGAGCCGCAGAGGGGACUGUCACUGAGGACUACAACAGCCAGGUGGUGAGAUGGUGACCCCCUGCCCACUCCUCUUUCGGGAGGGGGGCGUGAGCAGGUGCACUGACCAUCUGUUGGAGACGUUGGGCCAUCCAGAGGACCGCUGGCUCCGGGUGGCUGCAUUGGGACAUCUGCUUCCUCUUGGUCUUCAUUUUUAUCCAGCUGGAGGUUAUCUGCCUUGUUCAUUUUUUUUCUUGACAUUUUCAACCAGUGACUUGAAGUAGGGUAGGGAUGCAUCCUACAUAGAAAACAUUUGAAGGUCAAGGAGAAACAGUGGCCGAAGGAAAGGGUCUGUGUGAUCUGUGCAGCCUUGUAGGUGAUCCUUUGGGGAGCUGGAACUCUCAGAGAUGCACAUGAAAAGCCAAGUUAUGGCUUGGAUGUUCUGCUGAACCUGGUCUGUUUCAUACUGUCUCUGUCAUGGAAAUAUUAGUCUUUUAAAGAGAGAGAAAGGGAAGGAGGCUUCUGCCCUUAGAUGAGGUUGCACGCCGACCCUCACCUGACUGCCGGUUCUCGUCUUUGAACUCUGUUUGAAUGCAGCUUCCAUCCUAAGUAAUGUGUUUUGUUGCUGCAGUUGUUUUUCAACAAAAUCACUGACCAUCUCUAGAGACUCGCAUCCCACCAACCCUGGCAUCCCGGCUCUAUGCCAUGCUUCCUCCUCAUCCUUAGGAGACAGGGAGUGGACACAGGACAGGGGUGGCUGUGGCUGAGAAAUGAACAUUGGUGGGGUUUUAGGGGAACUGCUUAUUUACUGAGGACAUCACACUGUACCAAUUGUAAUCUUCAAUGUGAGGAAUGAAUGAUCAAUUAAGGGAGAAAAAAAAUCAGGAGAAAUAACAUGUUUAACAUUUCCAAACCAGCUACAGAAUCUUAGUUUUUAAAAGAAUAUUUCAGAGUUUAAUCUCUUUGGGGACAAUCCUCUUCUUUGCCAAGGUACUACCAGGUUUGAAAUUCUACUGUUCUAGAAGAAAAGAGAUUUAAAAAGAACUUGGCCUAAAGAAUAGGAGCUUAGCUGGUAUGUAUACAAAAUAUAUUUGAGGUCAUUACAUGAAUAAUAACUCUGAUUUGGGCCAGGAGACACGAACAUCAUUCACCAGAUGGUCAUUCCAGACGUAGAUACAGACACUACAUUCCAACAUUCCCAAUCUUUGUAGCCUAAAGUUCCUUCCCAUGUUGUGUGCACCUGUUCUUAGAUUGCGCUAUACCCAGCAAAUCAGGUCGGAGGGUAUAAACUUAACCAAAACCCACUGUAUUCCAAGAGCUUAUUUUCACCUUUUCCCAGUCACAAGUACAGUAACCAAAAGUGCACUGACCAAUGGGGGAAGUAGGAAGGAAGGAAGAGAAAAGUGUGUCUCUCCUCCAACUGGAGGCUCAGAGCGGGUAGAAAGUUUCACACACAUUGAUGUGAUCAGUCCUUCCAAGGAGUCGAAAGACGAGUAAACCUCCUAAGUCAGAUGGAGAAGCCUGUUUCAUCAACAUCCAAUGUGUUUGAUGUUUAAGCCUGCUUUCCAUGGGCCACCCCGCAGAAUGCUCUCUGGGGUGGAGAGUCCAUCAACCCACCAGCAUUCAUGGAGAGCUGCUGCACAGAGGACAGCCCCACGUCCCCAUCCAAUACAGAUCUGGAGAAGUGGCUCCCAUGCUUCUCUCACUGCCCUUGACUUAGCUGAGGACAGGCUCCCUUGUGCUAUGAACCAAGGGAGACCCUUUCUAUACUUUAAGGAUACUCUGCAUUAACAAGGUAGAUAGUCUUGGUUCCAGUUUCCCAGAUGAGAAAAGUGAAGCCUAGAGACCAUAGGUGGCUUCCCCAUGGAUUGUAAGGUAGACAUAGCUGACCGCAAAGUGCAAACACUUUACUUAUUCCAUCCUGCUCUUCAUAUGGGAUAAGGCUCAGGUCUCCUAAAGCCUCCUGUCAAUCAUGCAAGAAGCCAGAUGUUAUUGCCCUGAAAUAUUUGUCCCUGACCCACAUAGGUGGCACAACUGUGAUAGCGCCAAGCUAGCAGUGACCCAGAGCCGUGCUGCUUUUGGGUAAGUCCCUUCCACAUCACUGAUUCAGCAACAAGCUGAGAUCAAUGACUUCUUGGGCAGCUGCACUUUGUGAGCCAUAUAUAAGAGUGAGUUAAAAGGGGCCAAGAAAAUAGCACUUGUCAGUUGGUAGAAAAAUGCCAAUCAAAUAUUUGUGUCUCCCCUUUCCAAUCAUGUGUUCCUAAAGUAGGGAGGGAAGGGACAUUGCUGCAGGGACUAAUGAGGGGCUGUGUCUCCAUCUUCACAUUUGGGUGUUACAGUCUCGUGUCUUGCCCAGAAUAGAAAGGCUGCAAGCUUUCCUUCUCCCUACCGUUCACUCUGCACUGUGACACACGGACACACACACACACACACCGACAAUCCAGUGUUUUGUUACGUGGAAAAUCAAAACAAGCUGGAAAGCAUUUGGAUUGUUUCUUCUAAACCCACUUUACUUUUUGGCAGGGAACCUGUGCCGCGCUGAGACGCGGAGGCAGCCCCUGCUCACUUCACACUGUUCCCGAGGCACCUGGGAUUUCUAUCAAAAGGCUUUCCACUGCCUUUCUGCUGAAGGCUUGAUGUAUGGGGCUCCGCUUGAGAACAGAUAGCAGGAUGUUCAGAGGAGAAGCCAUCUCUGUGUGUUGGCCCGAGGCCAGCACUGAGCAAAUUAAAAAGACGGACGUGGCCCUCCUCCUCAUAUCAUUUCAUUGUAAAGCAGCACACUUGUCACGUCCCCGGGGUCCUGUGUUGAUGGAAAUGGAGAGUUAGAGAAGUAGUGUGUUCUCUGGAAAUUGGCUGCACACCUACAUGCGGAGUGGCUCUCAGGGACAGGAUGCCCGUGGAAGGCACCUGGGCCCAAGGAUCCAUGGGCAGUCAGUGACCUCAAGGUCCCAGCCCAAAUCAGCUCCAGGGCAUUAGUGUCCAAAGCUCCAGAACACACACACACACAAACACACACACAAACACACACACUCACACACACAGGGAGCUCCACGUCCUGUCAACCCCUGUAGUCCCCAGGUGGACACCCUUUCCCUUCUCUUGGCAAUGGAAGCCUUAGUGACCACGUUGAUAUGAGAUUCCCUGUGGGAAAAGGGGGAGACAUUUUAUUAAGAACCAAGAUACACACUUAUUUUGUCUCCUUCUGGCUUUUUGGCAGCCUGUUCUUGGUAACUGGAGAAAUAAUCAGUGAUCUUAACAAACAAUGUUAGACAACAGUUAAGGAAAUCAUGGAUGUGCUCAUUUUCAUCUAACAGAGUAACUUCACCAUAGUUUGACCAAAGGUUUGAAGUAUUUAAAGUCUGAGUGGACAGGCUGGGGUCAUGGCUCAGUGGUGGAGCACUUGCCUAGCGUGUAUGAGGCCCUGGGUUCGAUUCUCAGCACAGCAUAUAAAUAAAUAAAAUAAAGGUUCAUUGACAACUAAAAAAAAAAUUUAAAAAAAGUCUGAGUAGAGAUAGUGCUAAUUUGGGAAGAAAGUCUACCAGAUAGACUUACUAAGGAGCUGAGACUAGAGCAUCAAAACAUUAAGAUUAAGCAUAGUAGGCAGGAAUCCCAUUUGACCAUUUUAACCCAGACAUUCAAAUAAUAAAUAAGAUUGACGCUAUUUUCCUCUCACUUAAGACAAAUGGGUUUGAUAGCUCUGGUGUGUGACCUUCUCAGAAACCCAGGUCCUCUCUUACUGCUUUUACAUUUUCAUGUGUGGCACCCACCCCAUGGUCCAAGAUGGCUGCUGCAGCUCCUGCUAUCUUAUUUUCAUUUAUGAUGCUAGAGGGGAAGUGAAGAGCAGUUGCUCAUAUCACUUCCAGUCACAUCUUAUGGGCUAGGACUUAGACAUUAGCCACAUCCAACUGCAGAGAAAAUGUCUUUACUCUUCAUUGCCAGGUACCUCGAUAAGUUCGGGGGUUCCAUUAUGAAAGAAACAAUGUGAAAAUUAAUACUGAUAAAAACUAUUAGUCUCUGACACAAUAGGGAAUUGAAAAAUACUUCAAGUGCUUUUCAAUGUCAUUUAUUUCAUCAUAAGUUUUGCAAGGGAUGAGAUUAAAAUUCAUCGCUUUGUAUAGCGUUUAAUGCUUUUCAAAACAUUUUUACAUCUAAUAUCUCAUCUGGCCUUCAUUGCGUUCUUGUGUGCUAAAGGGGAGUUCUAUUCAUUAUCCCAUUUGAGAGUUUGGAAUGAAGAUUUAGAGACAUUGAGAGAUUUCCCAGAGACUCUAAUUCAUUAGCAAGUUGCUCAGAGCCGCAGUCUUCCGACUGCAUAGCCUUUCCCACUACUGUAUGCUGCUCAGCAUCCGUUUUGGGAUUGGGAAUUGCAAGAAUAUGAAAUCUAAGUCUUUAUUGAUUUAUAUCUUCCCUCACCUCAUUGUGGAACUGCAGUGACCUAGAAACUGCCAAGGUCGAGUUGACUCUCCACUCUGCCUCCAGUGCAGGGGCCUCUGUGAGGGUGAAAUGCCCGGGAGAUGAGCAGUAUUGAGGAAGCCCUUGACCCCGGGGGAGGCGUGCAGACACCUCUGGCUGGAUGUCUGCCCUCCUCAACCCCAGAACUACUCACGAUGAAGGUGGAGAGGAUGUGCUCCACUCCUCGGGGAAGCUCAGUAUUAGACAUAUGCAGACUCAGUAGCGCCUGUUAGUGAAGCUUAAGGGUGAUCAAUACAAGCCCUGCUCCACUUCUCCUUCCCCAGCUCCCUGAAAUUUUAUCAGCAGAAUAUUGCGCUAGUUCUUAGAGGGUUUCCUGGUGUUAAAUGAGUUCCUUGGCACAUUCGCUAGAGAGAGGAAAUGCUUUAGGCUGCAGCAAGCUACCAUCUUCAAAGGUUUUUUUUUUUUUUUUUUGAUUCCUCCAGACACAACCUGUGGCUGAGACGAGAGUCCCUGUGAUGAGGACGUAUUGGGGAGGGGAGCCAGGGGGAGCAGGGUAACUACAGAAGAAAUGGGGCUAUCAAAAGGAGGCAGACCCUUCAAAGAUGGAGAGAUGAUGAAUAAAAUAUGUGCCAGGCAAUCCUGAAAAACAGAAAAAGGAGUUUCCUAUUUCUAAGAUAUAGAACAGGGUCAAGCUGAGGUAGCAUGUGGACCUCAAUUCCUUCACCCACAGCAAAGAACAGGAAAGAGAAGGGCUCUUGAGACUGGACCAGAACACCCGCUGCCUUUAGAGCCGGAAGGCUGUUUGGGUUGGGGAGUGGAAUCAAGGAGAAAGCCGGGUUGGAUGUGGGUAGGAAAACCCUGGUCGGUCACCACCGUCACUCUAGGGCUUUCCUUUGCCAGUCAUGGCGCCUCUGCUGCUCUCCUCUGAAAGCUUCCAAGCUGGGACCCAGUGCCAUCCAGGGGGCUGCAUUGGUGUCCUCCCAGGUACUGUGGGCAUUGCUUGUCAUCCUGCUCCUCCAUCUCUGCUGAGCAUGAGCCCAUGCCUACGUCUCUCUCCGCGUUCUCCUGCACACAUCUGAACUCAUUCCCCGAUGCUUUGAAUUAGCCCUUCUGGGCCAGCGGGGGGAUGCUGAGACCUGUGUGUUUGGUGGCCACGUGCAUCUCCACAGUACAUUGACAGAACCAACCUGCCUUGCAGAGAUUUCCAGAGGACUGGCCUAGCUGUGAACACCAGCAAGACAAAAGCAAGCCCUUCAACGUCCAGGCAAGGGCUCAAGGUAACCUGACAGGAUGCCAGAUCUGGGAACAUGGACACACAGAUGUUUCUCAAGCCCGUGUUCCAAAUUGUCUAUGGAAACCACUGUCACUGCCAUGCUUCAGCACGCUGAGUGGGACCUCUGUGGGUUCCGUGUUCUGCUGCACUCUGGCCACUCAUCAAAGGGCCAGAUGCCCUGCUGGAAAGCCUCAGCCCUUGCUGGGGAAAACCCUGUUCUGCAGAGCGGAGUCUCGUGUGACUUAGUCAUUAUCACCCAGCCUUCCAUCUCCUGGCCUUGUAUUUUUUUAAUCAUGUGGCCAUCUUUUCUUUUCCUCCCCUUUUUCUUUCCCCCAGAGUACUUUCUGGGUUUUGCUUGCAUUACUAUUUUUCUUUCAUGUAUCAACUCAAUGUUAGAAAAAUCUGGAUCUUUAUCUGGUGCCCCAUUUUAGAUGUAAAGAUAGUUAUUCAAUAGCUAGUAAAUUAUUUCUCCUAAGAGAUAUUUCCUUUUGUUUCUGUGCAAUAAUAUGUAUGAACUCAGUUACUAGGAGAUUGUAUUGUGACAUUAUCAACCUUUAUUGCUAUUUAAAAAUGAUAGUUUGUAGAACUGAGGAUUUCCAUUGAUGUGAAGCACAAUUUAAUGGAUAAGUUAACAUAUUAAACUGUUGUGAUGUCAAGAACAAUUGUUUUCCCCUGUGUUUUUGUCAGAGACAUUUUUGCAAAAUGAGAAAAGUUAG
Messenger RNA from Marmota monax (woodchuck), 7173 nucleotides. RefSeq names its product heparan sulfate 6-O-sulfotransferase 3 (gene Hs6st3). The transcript has a single exon. Gene Ontology annotation, cellular component: membrane. Lineage: Eukaryota; Metazoa; Chordata; Mammalia; Rodentia; Sciuridae. Gene Ontology annotation, molecular function: heparan sulfate 6-sulfotransferase activity. Bases 1 to 852 code for a protein of 283 amino acids. The record is from RefSeq and is a predicted model, not a curated record.